This is a messenger RNA of Hydractinia symbiolongicarpus, 3239 nucleotides long. Its product is annotated as xylosyltransferase 1-like. Gene Ontology annotation, biological process: heparan sulfate proteoglycan biosynthetic process; chondroitin sulfate proteoglycan biosynthetic process. Gene Ontology annotation, molecular function: protein xylosyltransferase activity. NCBI's taxonomy places the organism in Eukaryota, Metazoa, Cnidaria, Hydrozoa, Anthoathecata, Hydractiniidae. The transcript has 9 exons. The coding region runs from base 120 to 2486 and encodes 788 amino acids. Gene Ontology annotation, cellular component: membrane. The record is from RefSeq and is a predicted model, not a curated record.
GCGCACGUGGUAAAUUUAUUUCGGACUGGCUUGGAAACGGUUGCUUUUAAAUUCUGAUUGAACAAUACACGUUGCUAAAAAUAUGCUAGAUACCAGUCCGCUUCGCAAAGAUUUUCAAAAUGGCGCUAAGGUUUGGAAUAACGCAGACUAUAUUGUCAAUAGCACUGCUCAUUGUUUUAGUGCAGAUACUUACAAUGUAUCAUUUUUCGACAAGAUACCAGUAUCAAAUAGAUGAUAGAGCUCGUAGGAAAAUAUAUGAUGAUAGCGAUUAUUCUAAAUUUGAAGAUAAUGAAAUCCUUCCUGUUUCAGUCUUGCAGAAAGAAAGUUUUACAAUGAGGUACAUGGAUGCAACAAGGAAACCAUUGUAUACAGCAGCUGUUAAAUGUGACAUAAAACAUAAAGAUGCAAAGUCAGCAUUAAAAAGAGCAAAAACACAACAAUGUAAAGAUGAGAUUUAUAAGACUUCUUGUUUGGGAGAAGCAAACACUCUUUACUGGACAAAUAUUACAAGAUUUUGCCCUGUUGAUCGGAGUAAAGGCAGACCGUCACAUAGCAUAGAAACUAAGGCUGGAUAUGGACCACCAAUUAGGAUAUUGUAUGCCAUGGUUGUACAUGGUAGAGCAUUUCGUCAAGUCAAGAGAUUGUUUAAAGCAUUGUUUCAUACAAAUCAUUAUUUUUAUUUCCAUGUUGAUUCACGUUCUGACUACUUGUAUCAGGAAGUUACACAGUUUGCUGCACAAUUUGAAAACUGUGCAGUUGCUCCAUGGAGAAUGGCAACUAUAUGGGGUGGUGCGAGUUUGUUGAAAAUGUUACUUCGAAUGAUGAAAGAUGUGUUAGAAAUAAAACAGUGGAAAUGGGAUUUUUUUAUUAACUUGAGUGCAUCUGAUUAUCCUGUUCAAACAAAUGAAAAAUUAUCCUCAUUUUUGAGAGCACACCGUGAAGAAAAUUUUUUAAAACCUCAUGGUGGAAGUGUUGAGAGGUUUGUCAAGAAACAAGGCAUAGCUAGAACAUUUUAUGAAUGUGACGAACACAUGUGGCGGCUUGGUGAUCGUACCUUACCAGAUACAAUUGAUUUUGAUGGAGGGAGUGAUUGGAUUGGUCUAAACAGGAAGUUUGUCACAUAUGUUACAUAUAGUACUGAUACCUUAGUCCUUGGAUUGAAGCAUUUGUAUGGAUAUGCUCUUUUACCCGCAGAGUCGUUUUUCCACUCUGUGUUGAGGAACAGCGCCUUGUGUGAAACAUACGCUAAGGGUAACUUACGUUUGACAAACUGGAAACGCAAGCUGGGAUGCCGAUGUCAAUACAAACAUAUAGUAGAUUGGUGUGGUUGCUCACCGAAUGACUUCAAACCCGAAGACCUGGUCAGGUUACAGAGUCAAACUAUAAACCAUUUCGCUCGGAAAUUUGAACCCAUCGUCAACAACGAGAUCAUCAACCUACUCGACCAUUGGCUAUAUGGAAAACCUAAAAACAACGCGGGUUUACAUCAGUACUGGGAAAAUUUUUAUCACCAUAAAAGUGACAAGAUUGAAAAGUUUGAUAUUUUUAUGACGUUCUUUCAAUCAUUCGGACGGAUAGCUUCUAAAGCGCUCUCCAUCUUCGGUGGCUGUCGUUACACUCCCAUAUGGAAAGCCAAGGAAGCUACAUAUUACACGAAGGAGGAUCACCUUGAAGGCGUCCUUACAUUAUUCGAAGCUAAAGUAGCUACUGAUGAAAUUAAGAGAGAAUUUCUUACGUUAGAAACACAUUUUAAACCGAAGAAUAUGUCCAAGUUGUUUAACGCUAAUAUGCCAGCUCCUAAAAAUCGACUGAAAGGACUCGAGAUUGGCACCUCGUGGGAUCAGAAGGAAAGAAUAUUUCGUAACAUCGCUGGCUUGAUUGGUCCAAAUGAUAAUCCAACCUUAGUGCAUAGGUGGGUACAUGGCGAAGAAUUUCAUGUGAGAAUUGUUUGGCAAGAUCCGCUAAAUGUGAUAGCAGGUAUGUACCAGAUGAAAGUUGAGAAAAACUGGGUUAUAUCCUUCCACAAGCCAACAUUCAAUAAGCCGUUGCGACCUGGAACCUGGGUUGUCAAACUUGUUUACAACGAUGAUGUCGUCUUAGGCGAAGUUAAAUUUUUGGUCAUACCCGAAGCUUACUUUGGCGGGAAAUCAGCAACGCUUGAGUAUGUGGUUGCAAAUAACAACGGCCCUCCCGCAGGACUUUAUUCCAGUGACUUUGUGAUUGAGUUCGACCGGGAGGCAAAUGACACUAAAGAACGUGUGAAGGAGUUUAGUGAAAACUCCUCCACAUUGGGCUCGCAUUUAGAUGAUUGGGUAGAUAAACAUGUUCUCCGUCACUGGAAUUUAAAAGCGACAUGUGCGACAGUUGAAGGUCAGUUUAGAAAAUGCGGUGGAGUAACAUCUUGUCGCGAUACUGACUGGAGUUCCAGAUCACCGGAUCCGAAAUCGGAGGUAGGAAAUAUAAACAAAGAUGGUAGACUUAGGUGAUGCUUACAGUAAAUCUAAAUACGAUGAUUUUUAGCGAUGAGAUUUGGAUGGGUAGAAUUUUUUUUUCCUUUCAAAGUGUUAAAAACGAAAUUUUAUAUAGAAAGCUGUUCCUUAGCAAAAAUUAAAAGUAAUAUUAAGUGAGACUACUACAGAGAUUUUUCGCGGCGCUUAUUUUUGUGGUGUUUUUAUAAUUCACGAAAUGUGUUGAAUUUGACUCAACUACGCAAUUCAGUUUUACAGCAGUAGUGAUGUCUAAGAUAUCAAAGAAAAAAACUUUUUCUAAUUUUAUUUAACUGUUCUAUGUUUGAAACAUAGUUGGUCCCGCAUUGAGUAAACCACAGGUUUGCCCUUUCUUAAAAAUAGUUUCGUGUUUCUGUAGCACGACGUUUUUCUUACAUUUGGAUUAUACACACGAUGCACAAAUUCGGAAAAAAAAUAGGAGAAUAUUUCAAGUUACGUUUUCUUAUUUAUAUUUGCAUUUACAUAUAUGUACCCCUACGUCCGACGUCGGACUUUUCAGUUAGUUUUUUCGCAACACUCUAUCCCAUGUUUGAUACUUAUGUGUAAUGUGAAGAUUUUAACCACUUCAAUUUUUAGGCGGAUUUUAUGAUUAGAUGUAUUUUAUAAAUAUAAUUUAUUUAUAUGUUAUAGUGAUAAUACUAUAUUUUAAAUAUUAAUAUGCAGUAAAUAAUAUAGAGAAAUUUAUACAUAUUUUAUUAUAUCUAUUUAAGAAAAAAAAAUUAUGCUAUUGUA